CGCAUUUCAAGCCACAGUCGGCAUAUCCCUUCAUUCUACGUAUAUCCCUUCAAACCACGCACAUCUCUUCUUUCCUUACUUUUCAGCCCCUUUUUCGGACUUCCGAAUGCCCUCUUUUCUCCCUUAUUACUUUGUUCGGCUGAUGAACGGUGUUUCCUUUGUCCGUUUUCUCGAGUGUCAUAAGCUGGCUGUGGCUUGAAGAGUGGCUCAAAUCUGGGCGACAUGUUCUUAGCCAACAGACCACUCUCAACCCCUUUCGAUUCUUCCUUCUUUUCUUCUUUCGAUCAGUCAAACCAACAAUGGCUUCGUCAGCUACAGCGACCAAUGCCACCACCCUCUACAAGCCCGUUCUGACACGCCCUUCAGAAUGGCCCGCAUGGUACACUGCCCUGAAAAAGGUCGCCGGCGACAGAGGCCUCAGCGAGGCCGUUGACAUCAAGAACACCAACUGGCUCCCACUCCCCAAAACCGUCUUCUUCAGUUACCAAGACUUCCUCGAUCAUCGCUACCCUCAAGCCACACCUCGCACUAAUGAAGAAAAGCGUGGCCUAGUCGACAACGCAACUACUCAGCAAAUGCAGGCCUGGCGCACGGCCGCCACUUACGCCGACGUCGCUAAGCCUGAAGAUACGACCCUGAAGGACAUCAUCAAGAAGCUUCACACCCUGGUUUUAAUCUCUACAGGAGAAGAGGAAGCCUACAGCGAGGCCGUUAGGCUCGACAUCAACGAGAUCAAAGGCACCCUAGCCCUUAAGGACUUCUUCAAGGCCGCAGGAGUCUAUGACGCCAACUGGAAGACCAUCGUAAUGAUGGAGAUGAUAAAGGCUGAGAUGAAGGGCUCUACACAACAGGACCUGCCCUACUACGCCAAAACGUUCAGGCUCAUCUGCGAAAGCCAACUAGGAAAGGCCACCGCUUCCAAGAGCGCUUUUCCUACCUUCAACGGCAAGCCAGAGGGCGAUCGACCAACCUACAUAUGCCCUUGUCGACCCGAUGCCGCCUUCCACAAGCUAGAGAAGUGCUGGGCUCUGCAGGAGGUCAUCACGGGCAAGAAAGGCCGGCACUCCACAGACAAAGACUUCAUUCAGGUCGGCGAUACCUGCUUGGCUAUUGAAGGCAGAGGCACCUGGGUCAUCAAGAAGAUCCUCAACGGCCCGGAAGGAAAGAAUACGGUUGAUCUGACCCUCAAGGAUACGGCCGUCAUUCAGAAUUUCCACGUCAAUGUCGUCUGA
This is a messenger RNA of Lasiosphaeria miniovina, 1232 nucleotides long. RefSeq lists its product as uncharacterized. NCBI's taxonomy places the organism in Eukaryota, Fungi, Ascomycota, Sordariomycetes, Sordariales, Lasiosphaeriaceae. The transcript is spliced from 4 exons. Bases 300 to 1232 code for a protein of 310 amino acids. The record is from RefSeq and is a predicted model, not a curated record.